This is a messenger RNA of Leptopilina heterotoma, 1463 nucleotides long. RefSeq lists its product as uncharacterized. The record is from RefSeq and is a predicted model, not a curated record. The transcript is spliced from 2 exons. Gene Ontology annotation, molecular function: nucleic acid binding; zinc ion binding. The coding region runs from base 600 to 1463 and encodes 287 amino acids. Lineage: Eukaryota; Metazoa; Arthropoda; Insecta; Hymenoptera; Figitidae.
UGUAACGAACCGAAUUAAUUAUUUAAUCGCAGUGGCUUAAUAUUCCGUGAUUCAAAUGUCGAUGUUCGAUUGUUAACUAUCGAUUAUCGACCUUGCGGCGUAUGAAUCGAUACGAUACUUUUCGCAAUUCAUAGAGCAGACGACAAAACCGCGAGCUAAGCAAAAAACGACGCCAACCGGCAGAUUGUCGCGAGCUACGACGAAAGACUGUUGCGAGCAACAUAUAGAAACGCACAAAAAGCGUAACCAUUGUGUAACUUAAUUGUACUCAAAUUCUCUAUCAGUUUAUGUUCAAUAAAUAGUUAUCUUGUUUGUUAAAUAAUAAUCGCAAUUAGUGUUUUGCUUACUAAGUGCCCUUUGUCUUCCACUACGGAAUAUUUUCGAGCCAUCGCAGAGAGCCAGCGUUACUGAUCCAUCAUGGAUUCACCCAACGACAACGCCAAUAGCUCAACCAGUCUGUCUGAGAUUCCGGUAACCCAGAUUUCUGCGAUCUCUGAAUCUCUUUCAACCAGCUGAUUGAAGCAAAUCAAACAAUCAAUAUACUUCGCGAGAAACUCGAUGCAACUAAAGCAACACCCCCUAUCAAUGGCAUCGCGGACAUGGCAGCACAUUACAAGAUGCUGUCAGAACUACUCCAAGAAAAGCAGAAUCUCGCGGAACAAUUGGCGAAAUGCAAAGAGGAAGCCGACGAUUCCAAAUCCGAAGUCGCAAAACUGAAGAAGAAAGUCGAUUCUCACGCAGCCGACUAUUACUCACUACUGGACGACUAUAAUUACAUGGAGAAAUUAUAUUAUCGAACUCGCGAUCUCUUCAAACAUAAGAUCACCGAAGUCUUAAAAAUGCAGUCGGAGUUACGCGAAAUAAGAAUCCGACCAAGAGCACCAAAAGGAUGCCUAAAUUGCGGCGAACAAGGCCAUAGUUUCAAGGUAUGCCGAAAACUAUACAACCAACGCUUUUGCCAAAUCUGUCACAGCCCAGAUUUCAGCACCGAAGAAUGUCCCUGGCCGCAUGUAGCAGACGAGAAAUUUGAUGUUCCAGAACACCAGAGGUGUAAAGGUUGUAAACGCCCCAAAAACUUGCCUGACGUCUGUUGCGUUGAAUGCCGAAGAAGAGAAGUAGAGCGCAGGACUGCGAAGAGAGACCUAGAGAUGCUCGAAGCCACCAACCAAGCGAGCAACAUGCAAGUGACCUUCAAACCGCCACCUGCAAGAACUACCAACACAAUCGCGAAGCCGAUUUCUUCGACAAAAUCGAUGAAAAUUCCGACCAAGUUGUCACCUCGCGCGGAUCUUGUUUUACAAGCAGCAAUGCAAGCCGAGAGACCAUUACGCGAACCGACCAUCGAAAUUAAUAACGAUGUUCUCAAGCCGAAACCUCCCACAACGCGAAAACUCUCUGCUACGCUUCCACCUACAGAGAUUGCAGCCAUGAAGGAAGUUCGAGAUCCCAACAAAGUUCUUUGA